AUGUCGAACACUGUGGUUGACAGUGAUGUUCCCCUCAUCAACGGGGCCCAUCCUUCUAAUACAAUUGAAAAAGUGACAACAAUUCCUAAUCCGGAAAAUGAGCAUCCGGCCGAGCCGUCCCUGCUGCAGAAUGGAGACACUGUCGAAACUAGAGAUCCGGAGCGCCCACAGCUGCCUGAUCGUGAUUUCGAGUCGAGCAUCUCUACCAGCAACGCCGACUUUGACGAUUUGAUGCUUUCUACAGACGGUGCGCCUGAUGGCAAGCUGAAUGGAGGAGUCCCGAGUGGGACUCGAAACGGCACUGGAAAGAGCUAUGCAGCAGCAGCAGCUGAAGCGGACGAGAGAGACGGCAAAGAAGGAGAUCCAAACAAUGGUGCAAAGAGCUACGCGGAUGUUGUCGCUGAUAGAGACGUGGAUAACACCAGCAGACAUGAUCAAUGGUCCUAUCCCGAGCUCCCCAUUACCGCUCAUCCUAAAGGUAUCAAGACGGGGAGCUGGCGCGCGGGAGGCAUUCGUUUCGCGCCAUUGCGAGUGCCCAUGAGGCGACGGCUACAGACUGCAGCAGUCUUGUUUCAUUGCAUGUCUAUUGCCACAUUUGUGUCAGCCUUUUGGUUGAUCUGCGCCAAUCCGCUCGCUUGGCCUAUCAUUAUAAUUUAUCUGAUCCAUCUUGCUCUUUCAACUGCAGGAACCAACGGCAACCUGACGUAUCGCUCAGAAUGGGUACGAAGCCUCAAACUCUGGAAGCUCUUCACUGGAUACUUCCCCAUGAAGCUGCACAAGACGCACGAACUACCGACCGAUAGGAAAUACGUCUUCGGGUACCAUCCACACGGCAUCAUUUCCCAUGGAGCCUUCGCCGCCUUUGGCACCAAUGCUCUUGGAUUUCGCGAACUGUUCCCGGGAAUCACCAACACCCUCCUCACCCUCGACUCCAACUUCCGUCUCCCCUUCUACCGCGAUUACAUCAUGCUUCACGGACUCCAGUCAGUCUCUAAGGAAUCAAUAUGGAAUCUUCUCUCAAAGGGCGGUCCUAGCAAUGAUGGCCGAGGCCGCGCUGUUACUAUUGUUGUUGGCGGUGCCCGCGAAUCGCUCGAGGCCCAACCAGGAAGCCUUCGGUUGAUCCUCAAGAGUCGAAAGGGGUUUGUCAAGAUGGCACUUCGUACCGGAGCCGAUCUAGUUCCUGUUAUUGGAUUUGGAGAGAACGAUCUCUAUGACCAGCUGAGCCCUAAGACACACCCCCUUGUACACCGAAUCCAGAUGAUAUUUCUCAAGGUUUUCAAGUUUACCGUGCCAGCUCUCCACGGCCGUGGUGUGCUGAACUAUGAUGUUGGUCUCAUGCCUUAUCGUCGACCCGUAAACAUUGUUAUCGGACGGCCGAUCCGAGUUGACAAGGCUCAUGGACCUCAACCAGGCCAACAGGACAUUGAUGAGCUGCAUGAACGUUAUGUUCAGGAAAUUGAGAAGCUGUGGGAUGCAUACAAGGAUCAGUUUGCUGCCGAUCGCAAGGCCGAGUUGGAAAUCUUCGCCUAG
Molecule: messenger RNA, 1530 nt
Organism: Fusarium tjaetaba
Lineage: Eukaryota; Fungi; Ascomycota; Sordariomycetes; Hypocreales; Nectriaceae
Product: Diacylglycerol O-acyltransferase 2A
Exons: 3
Coding region: 1-1530 (509 amino acids)
Biological process (GO): triglyceride biosynthetic process
Cellular component (GO): endoplasmic reticulum membrane
Molecular function (GO): diacylglycerol O-acyltransferase activity
Source: RefSeq, a predicted model, not a curated record